AUGGAGGAAGAUCCCAUUAGCCAUCCGGAUGCGGGCUUAGGGAGUGGAGCGGAAUUGAAUGAGUCUGUCAACCACCUUAGCUCAGAUGAAGAUCUUCUCUCGCCUUGUCAAUCACCGAAGGCCCCUCCAGAUCUAUCGCCGAAGGCUCCUCCAACGAAAAACAUGGAGGAGAACACCCAGGACAAGCCGCUCGUGCUUCCUCCUGACCCACCUCCUCCCGGCGGCUCGAGCGGCUCCCUCUCGAGCCGUCGCAAGCCUCCGAAAGGAGGUUGCUGGAAUAUUAGAGGUAUGGUUGAUUCGACUAGACAAGCGGAGAUUCGUAAUUUUAUUACUUCGAACCACUUGUGCUGUGUUGGUUUGGUGGAAAUUAAGGUGCCACAGGAUCGCUUUAACUCCAUUUCCGAAGAUCUAUUGAGAGGUUGGUGUUGGACUGCAAACUAUGACUUCUUCCCCAGGGGUAGAAUUUGGGUCGGAUGGGACCCCAUGAGAGUCAAGUUUGAAACCUUCUCUCUUUCCAAGCAGGCAAUUCAUGGGAACCUUGAGACCCUAGACUCUGGGGUGGCUUGCUGUGUUUCUUUUGUUUAUGGAGAUCACUCCUUUUCCCUGAGGAGACCGCUGUGGGAAGACAUCAUCAUGAAAAGCACCCAUCUCCGAGACACUCCUUGGCUUGUCUUGGGGGACUUCAAUGCUAUUAAGGAUCCAUCGGACCGGGUCGGUGGCUCCGAAGAUUGGCUCCCUUGUUUCAAUGAGUUUGGACAGUGCUUGGAGCAAGCUGAGCUAGAAGACUUGAGGUUCGUUGGGUUUAGAUACACUUGGACUACGUCUUCAGGGCAUACUAGGAAAGCAAGGAAGAUUGACGGGGUUCUAGUGAAUGCAAAGUGGAGCUUGGAUCUAUCUUACUCUGAAGCCUCCUUCCUUCCUCCUGGAAUCUCAGACCACUCGCCUAUGGUGGUGAAGAUUCUUAAUCCGACUCAUACAAGGAAGCCCUUCAAGUUCUUCGACUUCUGGAUGAAGCACCCGGAGUUCAAAGAAAUUGUCUCACAAGUGUGGAAUGAGCCGGGGAAUGGUUUCCCUAUGUACAAGCUUGUCUCUAAACUCAAGGCUCUCAAAUGUCGGCUUAAGCAACUCAACAGAGAUUCCUUCUCUAAUAUAUCUGCUAGAACUCUUGAUGCGCGGAAGAUGAUGGAGGCCACCCAAGCAGAAUUACAACUAAAUCCCUUUUCUACCGACCUUGCUGAAGUGGAGAAAAGCCAAAGAUGUAUCUUUGCGAGCUGCGCUCUCGGAAGAGUCCUUCUACAGCAAAAGUCCGGGGUUAGAUGGCUCAAGGAGGGAGACCGAAAUACCAAAUUCUUCCAUCAAUAUGUCAACAAAAGACAGUUGAGGAACAGAGUCCUAUCCGUCCUCGACUCUUCGGGGAACAUACUGACGGAGCCACACCUGGUGCAACGAAGGUUUGUAGAGUUCUUUGAGGACCUCUUGAUGCCACAAGAGGAGAUUAUUAGACCUUCGUUAGAGGACUUGAGAGAGGUUAUCCAACAUCCACUUUCGAUUGAUCAGGCUGCUCUUCUUGCUCAACCCGAUUCGAGAGAUAGAGAUCCGGAACACUAUCUUCUCUUUGCCCAAGAAAAAGGCUCCCGGGCCGGAUGGUUUCACGGCGGAGUUUUCAAAGAAAACGGGACACGGUAG
Eucalyptus grandis is the source of this 1686-nucleotide messenger RNA. RefSeq lists its product as uncharacterized. Gene Ontology annotation, molecular function: catalytic activity. The record is from RefSeq and is a predicted model, not a curated record. Bases 1 to 1686 code for a protein of 561 amino acids. The transcript is spliced from 2 exons. Lineage: Eukaryota; Viridiplantae; Streptophyta; Magnoliopsida; Myrtales; Myrtaceae.